AGUAAUAGUAAUAAUCAUAGUCUAUAAGAGAACAAGACAAGCAGAGCCGAGAUGCUCCAUCCGUAACCCGCAGGCGGGGACAGGUUGUGAACCCGCCAAACACCUGAGCAAUAAAACACGACCGAACAAUUUCGAGGCGGGAGGGGGGAAGAAAACUUUUCCGCAGCUCGGGCGUCUCGGGGGGGCGGGCGCGAUGCCGCCCUGGCUGCUCGGUAGCCUCUGCUGCGUGCUGGCGGCGCGGACGGCGCUGGGAGGCGGCUCCGCGGGAGCGGAGGAGGAGGAGGAGGAGAAGCUGAUCCGGGUGCUGGUGCUGCUGCCGCAGGACGACACCUACCUCUUCUCGCUGGGGCGGGUGCGUCCCGCCAUCGAGUACGCGGUGCGGAGCCUGCGGGAGAGCGGCGCCGGGCUCCCGCCCGGGUACACAUUCCAGCUCACCUACGAGGACUCGGCGUGCGGCAACCGCGCCCUGUUCAGCCUGGUGGACAUGGUGGCCCUGCAGCACCGCCGCCCCGACCUGUUGCUGGGGCCCGUCUGCGAGUACGCGGCGGCGCCGGUAGCGCGGCUGGCGGCGCACUGGGACGUGCCCAUGCUGUCGGCGGGGGCGCUGGCCGCGGGCUUCGGCGCCAAGGGCGGCGAGUACUCGCACCUCACCCGCGUCGCCCCGGCCUAUGCCAAGAUGGGCGAGAUGCUGCUGGCCCUAUUCCGCCACCACCAGUGGAGCCGGGCCACGCUGCUCUACAGCGACAGCAACCCCGAGCGCAGCUGCUACUUCGCCAUGGAGGGCGUCCAUGUGGUCUUCCAAGAGGAGGCCUUCCACAUGGCCGUGCACAGCUUCGACGAGAGCAGCCGGCACCUCGACAUCGACGACGUUGUUCGCGCCCUGCAGACCGGCGAGAGGGUUGUAAUCAUGUGUGCCAGAGGUGACACAAUCAGGAACAUCAUGCUGGCUGCUCAUCGGCAAGGAAUGACCAAUGGGGACUACGCUUUCUUCAAUAUUGAACUCUUCAACAGCUCAUCAUAUGGAAAUGGCUCUUGGAGAAGAGGAGACAAACAUGACCUUGAAGCCAAGAAAGCAUACUCAUACCUCCAAACCGUCACUCUGCUGAGGUCCGUGAAGCCUGAGUUUGAGAAAUUUUCCCUGGAGGUGAAAAGUUCUGUUCAGAAGCAAGGUCUGCAUGAGGAUGACUAUGUGAACAUGUUUGUGGAAGGAUUCCAUGAUGCUAUUCUUCUUUAUGCUCUAGCUUUACAGGAAGUCCUGAAGUUUGGUUUCAGUAAGAAAGAUGGUGAAAAAAUUGUUCAGCAAACACGAAACAGAACAUAUGAAGGCAUUGCAGGGCAGGUGUCCAUUGAUGCCAAUGGAGACAGAUACGGGGAUUUCUCUGUGAUUGGAAUGACAGACCCAGAGGCAGGCAUACAGGAGGUGAUCGGGGACUACUAUGGAAAGCAGGGGCGUUUUGAAAUUCGGCCAAAUGUGAAAUAUCCUUGGAAUCAUGGCAGGCUGCGACUAGAUGAAAGUCGGGUUUCAGAGCACACGAACAACACACCAUGUAAAUCAUCAGGUGGUCUAGGAGAAUCAGCAGUCACAGGAAUAGUUGUGGGCGCCUUGCUCGGAGCAGGAUUGCUAAUGGCUUUUUACUUUUUCAGAAAGAAAUACAGAAUAACUAUUGAGAGACGAACUCGACAGGAGGACUGUAACAUGGGGAAACAUCGGCAGUUACGUGAAGACUCCAUUAGAUCUCAUUUUUCUGCCGCAUAAAGAAGAAGAAAAAGAAUCCCAUUCUUCCUAGGAGAAAAAAAGAAUUAGAGAAAAAGACACAACCAAAGACAUCAGUGUAAAAGGAAGAGGCUCUUGAACUCACUCUUUUAAGCAGUAAUUUUGUCUUAAUUUCUUUCAGAAGCUCAGGAAUGAUUUACUAAUUACAUUGUGCCACAUGGCCUUUCAUCUCAUGAAAAAAGAAAAUGAUGCAGUUUGCUGUUACAGGACAUACCUAGUAUGUAAAGAUGGUAUUUCUUAAAGCAUAGAUUAAGCGGAGUGGAUCUGGGUUUAGUUGAUGGGGAAUGCCUCAUUCUAUUCCCUCUUCUUUCUUUUCUUAGCUCCUACCACCUCUUUCCUUAAUUGUAUCUCACACAUAGGUAUCAAAUAUGGUUUCACAGGCAGAGGUGUUGGUUGCUGUCAAAAGGAAGAAAGGGAUUCAGUUGGGGAUGAUUCUGCAUCACUGAAUCAUUGCCAUCGAUUAUAGGGGAUACACAAUUGGGCAAAUAGAGUUUAGUUCUGGGAGGGAACUGGCACUUGGGUGUAAUUAAUUCCAUUGGGGCAUAAUUAACUUUACUGAGAAAGUCAGCAGGUGGAAAACACCCACAAAAAAUUCCUUGUUUGUGUAGUAUCACAAUAAAAAGCACUGAUUCUCCUUCUUAGAUGAUGGGAGUUAGCAAAAACUCCAGUGAAGGAUGUGAAGUUUCACUAAUAUGACAUAGUGAGAGAGAAGGCAAUCAGGCCUCCAGAAAGGACUGCCUAAUUCCUCAGUCUUAUGUGCGUUUUAUCAAGCUUCUUACUCUCCACUGCCAUGACUUUUAAAGAGACAAGUAUAGUCCAUGUAGGGCCUGCUUCUGUUCCCAGUGAAGUCAAUGGCAAAAAUCCCAUUAACUUCAGGGAGCACAGGGCUGCAUCCAAAACUGUAAAUAUAAAAGUGUUUGUAUAGCUGACACAGUUCAAAAGGGGAUCUUUUUUUUUUGUGUAAAAAUGACAUUCCGUGCUAUCAUUUUAUUUUUAGGAUAUUUUUAUCUUGUAUUUUUCUAUUAAAGUAUCUAUUUUUGCUUUGGUAGGAUUAAAAAUUAAGGAAGGGAUGUUUUGAAGACUUAUUUUUUAUGAUAGAAGUAACAUGCAGGGAAAGUCAACAGCUGUAAAUAUGUUUUAGAACUAGUAUUUAGGGAAGGAGAAGUGACUUUAUCAAUAGUAACAGACUUUUUGCCCUACUUUCUUUUCCAGACAUGUGCAACAUUCAAAUAGUUAUUUAAAAAAUAUACAUGCAGUAAUUGAAUUGUCCAUGUGAUGAUGGACCUGAUCCUGAAAAUAAUGAACUUUUCACAUGUUAAAUAGUUCUACAUUAGUCAGUGAGACUAAAUAUUUGUGUAUGUACAAUUGAACACCCAAGGAACUACCUUCAGGAAUUGGGGUGGUAAAACACUGCUCUACGGCUGACUUCAGUCCUGCUGCUGUCGGUAUCCCUUGGACUUUUGCCAUUGACUUUACCAGGAAUAAAACUGAAUCUGUGAUGAAUUAGCUACUAACGUCUUAUUUUAUAUUAGACAAAGGAGAGCUCUGUGCUUUCUAGUCAACAAAUGGAAAUGAACAGUGCAUAUUAUAAAUGUGAUGACCAAGAUCCAUAAAAAUACUGUCCAUGGGAAAACGCAGCUAUGACUGUGGUUCUAGUGCAUGAAAUCUUUUGAUUUAUCCUAUUUUGAUUUCAUAAGUAGAACUUCCUGGUCUCAGCAGUCAGUCAGACUUGAAAGUUAAUCUCAAAACUGGCCCUAAAGCCUGUGUUCUACAGAAGUUCUAGGCCCUGAAAAGCCAGAGUGCCAAUUCAUAGAUACCAUUUCAGGGUAGCUGGAAGAAAGAGCAAAAGCUGGCUCUGCCUUGUUUCUGUCUUUCAUUUGUUGGUGGGGAAAUAACCAAUGGAGUGUUUCCUUGGACUCUUUUCCUUAUGUUACACUUGCCUCCCAGAAUUCAUCACCUGCCCUUGUAAAAUACUGUCCCAUGUCCCAGACAGCCAGAGGGAAAGGUUUUCUGACUGUCAGGGCAGCUUCAGUAUAGCUGGUGGAUGUAGACCAGGUAGCUUUGCUAUCUUUAGGACUCAUUGAAAUAGGUGUUGUUUACCCAGUAGGUUUCCAUCAUCCUGUUUCCCAGUCUGAGCAUGUGUGACCAAAGUAACGCUGCAGUCAAUGGACAGUUUUUUGAAGUAGCCUCUUUUUCUCAUGGGCACCAGCAAACACUGUAGGCUAGAGCAGCAUUUUCAUAGUGCUGUGGAGUGCUGACUUCCACAUUAUUAUCUUCAGCAUGUAGACUUCCACUGCAAGUUGACAAAGAUGAAGCAAAACUUGCCAUAGUACUGGUGAUUUAGUACGUUGAGACCCAAAAUUUCAGAGUUAGAUGUCUGGAUGCUUUGUCCUAGGCCACUGGUAGGUCUGGAGAACCAAAGACUUCCUGACCAGUUUUGGGAAUUCUUUUCAAGCAGCUGAGUUUAUCUAGCUCAGGAGCACGCAUAAGAUUUGGGGGUUUUAAAAUCAUUUCCCAGGGAGUUUUGAUCUACUUCUUGUUUUGCAAAUAUGGCUUUCAAUAUUUUUACUUUCUUUCAUCCACUUGAGUACUUUGCCACAGAAAAAGUGAAGGAAAAUUUUCAAAUAUGUAAAGAGGAUAUUAUUUGAAGCAUAAACUUUUUUUGAAAUUGUUUUUUAUUACUUGUCUUGCAGUGUGAAUUGGUACUGAAACAAUCACUAGUUAGAGAGCAGGACAGUAGCAUAGGUCUGCAUGUUUCUUGUCAGGUCAGACCAGAAGACACAAGCCAGGAGAUGUGUCUGGGACAAUAAAUUGUCAGUACAGCUCUUCUAUUGUCAUCUUACUAUAACUAAGCAUAUUUAAAAAAAAAAGUUUAAUGAAAGUCCACUUUUUAAUUAAAAUAGUGUAGGGUUAUUAAUCAGGAAGUUUUCUUAUGAGAUAUCUGUUGGUGGGAUGCUGAUGGAGGCCUAGCCACACUUUACAUCCCAACACCUCCCAACAAAGGUGAACCUUUCUUGCACAUUAGAACAUUUUAUACUAAUGGGCUUUAAUCUUUCUACAUUGGUGCACACCUACCUGUUAAUUUUCCCCAUGGAAGUGUGGAGAUUGUUAAAGACAUUCCACAUAAGUAGAUAACUGUAUAGCAUAAAUAAACUUGCACUUCUUAGCUGCCUUUCUCAGUGCUCUUAAUAAUACUUCCCAAGUCUUUUAUCGACCAUAAAUCAAAAACUGUGUGGAGUUUAGAAUAUUCAGCAGAGAGAUUCUUUACCAGCUAAUGCACGCUUCCUUUCUGGUUCAUCUGCAUUAGCUCAAUGUCAGAAUGUUUAGGCUUCAAACUCUGUAAGGGAAUGUCUAAUUAAAAUAAUUUAUUCUCAAAAGAGUUUUCAAAAACCUACAUUUUUAGCUUUUAUUGUUAUUAUUAUUAAAAACAUAAAUCUGUAUUACAGAGCAGCACAAGGAGGGCUUUGACACAGCUCAGCAAGUUAGGACACACUUUAAAUCACUCAACUUCAGCUGAUAAGAGCUUUGCUCACUUGGAACGAAAGGGUAUAAUUGUAGCCAUGGCUGAAUGAAAGGGAAUCUUGCCAUGUGCUUGAAUUGGAGAAAGGUUGGCCCCGUAGGUAAUACGUUUAUUGCUAAAUCUUACUGUUGUGCCUGUUAAAUUGAACUAGUGGCUUCAUACUUUUUUUUUGGUUUUGUUCAAAUUUUGAUAAAUUCUGCUAAUUUAGCAUUUUUUUUAAAUUACCAAAUGCUGGUCAGCUUAAUAUCUGGUUAAUCUCACAGUUCAUGAGUCUUCUGUGAUCUGCCUUCCACAUUCUUAUCUUCAACAUUUAGACUUCAACUGCAAGUUGGCAAAGAUGAAGCAAAACUUGACAUAGUACUGGUGAUUUAGUAUGCUGAGACCCACAACUUUAGAGUCAGAUGCCUGGAUGUUAUGUACUGGGCCACUGGUAGUUCUGGAAGUUUUGUCUGUGGACAGUGUGUGUGUCCUGAGUUGUCUAUGACUAUCACCAUCACCAGUUAAUUUCCAGUUCUUUCUGUGAUGUGCUUCAUUGAAGAGCACUCUCAGCUAAGUUCAUUCAGUCAUUGCUAAGACUUUUAAUUGAGAGUACUGUGCGCCUUGCAAGAUUUUGGCUAGAAUUCUGUUUAUUCAAGAGCUAUAUUUGCUCACUUCUGAAAGUAAAUUUUAUUUAUCUAUUUUCAAUUUGGUUUUAUCAAAUGCUUUACGGCAUUAUUGAAAGUAUUCUGUUGUUUUUUAAUGUAGAAUUAUUAAAGUUUAUCUAAUGCUUUGAAAACAUUUGUGCUGGACAAAAGAGUGUGCUCCUUGACAGCGUGUUUUACUGAAUGAAUCUCUGCUUUUCAGCUAGGAGAUGAGAUCAUACUUCCAUUAAGCUGAUGAAAAAAAACCCUUUCGUUGAUUCAGUGGAAGUAGACUUGGGUCCUCAGUGAAGUGUCUCCAGGCUUUAAACUCAGCAUCUUGAAGCAGUUCAGAGUGAAUUUCUCAGCUUUGCAGUGGAACAGGCUGCAUCAGCCUUAGCUGACCUUGGCUCUGGCCUGAUUUUCACCUCAUGAAUGCCAUAAUGCCCCUGGAAAGCCAAGAAUAGACAUCAAAGACAGGAAGCUAAUAGUUCUGGUCGUAAAUUUCUGUGACAAUUCAGUCCACCUUUUCUGGAGCUCAAGACAGUUCCACAUCCUUCACUACCUUCCUUUGCAUUUCAGAGUAGCUGUGUAGCUGGUCUGUUUCUUUAAAUAAAGCAGAUGAGGUUAUUUUUCCUCUUUCUCUCCCAGGCUAGUGUGAACAUUUGAAUUCUCCACUGUUUUCAGGCUCUUUUCUCUAGCUUCAGAAGUACUUUGAAAAGAGACAGCUAUUUUCCAGCAUUUAGUCAGAGAUGCUCCCUCUUCACUGAGAGGUGGCUUUUGUAUAAUUUCAGCCACUGGCAUUGCUGCAGUGCUGCUCAGCUGCCUUCACAUCUGGUGCUGGGCAAUGGCCAUAUUGGCUGUUACUGGAGGUGUGGACCCAGAAUUGUCUGAUGUGGCCCAUCUUUUAACUAAGCAAAACUGAAAAAUCAGAUCAAACGAAAACUUUUUGAAGUUUAAUCUGAAUUUUUCAGUUAGUAUCCUUUCAUUUUAAAAACAGCCAAGGCUUCUAUAAAUAACUGUGGUUAUAAAAGCAAUCCCAUUCAAAUCCCAUUAAAAUGAUAACUGGGUGCCACUGAGAUCAGCAAAAAUGAACUAGUCCAACAUCGUGAGAUGACGCCAGGUGAUGUCAGCCAGCCUUUCUUUUUAUCUAAGCCCUAAUUGUUUUUACUAUAAAACGACACCAAAUCUAGUGACCACUCUCCACAAAACAGGGCAUAUGGGAAUAGAAAUUUGAGUUUCUAAUGGUCCAUUACCUUUUCUGUCAAUCAGCAACAUGUCCUAGUAUCUUGGCUCACAAGUGUGAGCCAUGAAGGGACAAUUUCAGUAAAGUGUGUGUUUUGUAGGAGGCAGUUUUAGCCCUUUUUAGAAACAAAGUACAAAAGUUAUUUUUUGGAGUAUGUUUUCAAGGACGUGCUGGAAAAAUUUUCACCUUCAAAUGUGUUGUGUAUCUCUCCUCUUUACCCACCCUUUCUUUCUGCUGUUGAAAGCACAAAAAGAUUGUGCGUAUAUGAAGUCUUUCAAGUGGAAGAAUGGAAGUGUUUGCACUGUGUGUAUCCCUGCUUAGAGACAGAAAUGAAAUCAAACGGCUUGAGGCCUGUAUUUUUUGUAUUCUUGAAUACCUUUUAACAUCUGAGCUCUGAGACUGAUGGAAAAUGAUUGUUGAAAUUAAAACAAAUAGCUGUUUGUGAGAGACCUCAGAUUUGGCUGUCUACAGGGAUCAUCAAAGUGUGUGGCAGACUUUUGAUAGUGUCUUUUCUGAAGAAUGAGAAGAGGCCUAAGCACUGUGGUUUGCCCCACUGAACCCUUAAGUCUGGCAUAAAUGCAGCUCUUCCUUUAUCUCACCCGUAGAGAGAGAAAGGACACAGGUUAAUGAUAGCGUUUUUGUGAGUUUCCUGCUGGUUUUGAUCAGGAAGACAAUGCUGUCACAGCUUUGAGGCUUUCUUGGGCUACUGUUUAAUUAUGUCCAGAAUAUCAUUACAUAGACUGUUUUAUUAUGCUAUUACUUCAUCCAGAAUGUACCUUUCAGAAUGACUCCUACCUGACAUGCACCAAAUUUGCAGCAUACAAAGCCAGCUUUCAAAAGGAGAGGCUUAGAGCUUAUUCAGAAUCUCUCACUAACCACUAAGUUCUUAUGCUGCAUCUAAGGCAAAGUAUUUUAAGUAACCUGACACUGUUAAAGUUUGUAUGUUAAGCUAUAGUACUUUAGAAAUCUUAUGUGGAUUCAUUAGGUAUUAUAUCUUUGAAAGGUUAAAAUUCACUCUGUGUGAACUGUUGCUUGGUGUUUGUCAUCUGAAUGUUUCUAGAGGACACUUGAGCAAGCAAACAGAAUGUACCAAAAAAAGGGAUUAAAAAAAAAAAUCUUGUUUUAAUGUCUGCAUUUUUUUUUUCUUGUAAUCUCAACUGAUACGCACAGGGAACACACAAGUCUCCUCCCCAGACGAUGAAGAGAGGUCUUGCUAAUGUUACACUACACUAUCAGCAGACAUAAUGAGCACAGCUAUGUUGGCUUGUGCCUGGUGACGAUCUGGACUUCUCUUUCUCUGUGAACUGCAUAGGUAGUGUGAUGAAGAACAAACCAUCUCUGAAAAGUCAGUAUCACAGUUACUAAUCAGAGGUCAUUUGUUUUGGUGCCAUGUGAGAUGAUAGAUGUUCCUCCCAUAUUUAGCAUCUGCCUGAUGUAACUUUGUGGCAAAAGUUGUGAUGCCUUAUGCAGUAUAGGAUCCAAAGGAUGAAAACAUCUCUUGAGAAUAUACAGAAAACAUCUGUGCAGUUGAAUUAGGGAGAGAGAAGAGGGAAAAUGCUCAGGGAUUGAUGAUACUACUAUGAUGAUACUGUUGACUCUACAGAGGAUUGGAAUCAAGCUUUUUCUGUCCUUAUUGUUCAAUAUCUGCUUUAUCGGAGACUUGGAAACUUAUUCACCUUUCAAAUCUCACAUAGCCCUCUCAUCUUUUAGAUCCUUUUAAGCAGGAUUUAAGUUGUGUGUAGGAGCUGCUCAGGGUGUACCAUGCCCUAAGGUUGUGUUUUCACUUAGUAACAAUAUUGGUUUUGUGUGCUGGUCUAGAAGUGCUGAGAAGAUUUGGGUAGAGUAAUGGGAUGAAACUAAUGGGUAGAAUUUGCUGUGUUUCUUGUGCAAAGGGUGUGAUUAUCACAAAACUAAAAGGACUCAGGAUAGACACUGUGGACGUUAACUUUGUCCCCCUUUUUUGGUGAUAUUGUUCAUUCUUAAUGUAAAAAUACUGGACAACAGAGAAACAUAAUAUGAGUCUAGUAGAAAACAAACAGAAAGCUGCACAGUAUAUUGUACUGAUGUAAGUAGAACUAUCUGCAUAUAAUGUGAUUUUAUUUAUUGUGUAGAGGAGAGUGUGUAUUCAUGACUGUGGAUAUAAACUUUGUUUAUUUGUGUAAUGUAUUUUAUUUCUUUUAUGACUUGUCAUUUAAAAUAUCUACAUUCAUUGGUGUCUUUCAAUUUUUAUUCUGUGCAUUUUCUUUCACACAUUUUAAAAAUGCAAGAAUAUCACAUAACCUAAAUUGUAACAAAAUUUUUCCAUUAAAGACAUAGGAAUAUAUUUCUGUGA
Molecule: messenger RNA, 9489 nt
Organism: Pezoporus flaviventris
Lineage: Eukaryota; Metazoa; Chordata; Aves; Psittaciformes; Psittacidae
Gene: NPR3
Product: natriuretic peptide receptor 3
Exons: 8
Coding region: 194-1756 (520 amino acids)
Biological process (GO): vasodilation; regulation of blood pressure
Cellular component (GO): membrane
Molecular function (GO): natriuretic peptide receptor activity; peptide hormone binding
Source: RefSeq, a predicted model, not a curated record